GUCCCACCCUCCCACUCCCCUCGGCAGUUGCUGCUCGCAACCGGAGUGUCCCGCACUCCUCCUCCUCCUCCUGCUCAUCUCGUUCUACGCAAUCGCGGGAGACGUGACGAGGCGAGACGAAGCCUCCCCACAUGGCCUGGACCCGCCUUGCCUCCCGCUCCCGUCUGCGGCGCCCCGCCGCCGUCGCCCCGCGCGCCUCGCUGCCGUCUCCGUCUCCAUCCCCGCCUCCUGCUCCGCGGGCGGGACCCCUGGCUCCCUCUUCCUCCCCGUCGCCGCGCCGGCACCUCCUCCUCCCCCGAUUCCGCUUCACUGCCGCCGCGUUCUCGCCCUCGCCCUCGCCCUCGCCCGUGCGGCUCCUCGGCGACCGAUGUUGGGCAGGGGAUGCGAGGAGGUGGUUCGCCAGCGAGACCUCCGCGGUGCCGGCUUCGGCGGGGGAGGCGGCUGAGCUGGUGGAGGUGCCAUUGGCGCAGACCGGGGAGGGCAUCGCCGAGUGCGAGCUGCUACGCUGGUACGUCACCGAGGGUGAUCAAGUAGAUGAAUUCCAGCCACUCUGUGAAGUACAGAGUGACAAAGCAACUAUCGAAAUAACAAGUCGUUUCCAGGGAAAAGUACAUCAGAUUCACUUUGGCCCUGGUGACAUAGUUAAGGUUGGCGAAACUUUACUGAAAAUGAUUGUGGGUGACAGCCAAAGUGUAUCCCAUGAUAAUAUAGCUCCACCCAUUGAUAAGUCACUUGGAGUGGAUUCUACAAAUCCUUCAGGUGAAGACAAUAUUCCCAGUGGAGCUCUCUCUACACCAGCUGUUAGGCAUCUAGCGAAGCAGUAUGGGCUAAACAUAAAUGAUAUUCAAGGAACAGGGAAAGACGGUCGGGUUUUGAAAGAAGAUGUGUUGAAUCAUGCUGUCAGCAAGGGUCUUCGCAAAGAACUUUCAUCCGUUUUGGAAGAGAACAUUGGACAGGUUGAGUUACUGGAGGAAGGGAAAUCAUUACUUGAUGUACACUGCUAUGAGGAUAAGAAAAUUCCUCUCAGGGGAUACCAGAGAUCAAUGGUCAAAUCAAUGAGCCUGGCUGCAAAAGUUCCACAUUUUCACUAUCUGGAGGAAAUAAAUUGUGAUGCUCUUGUAGAACUAAAGGCCGCAUUUCAAAAUGAGAAUAAAGAUCAUAAUAUCAAGCACACCUUCCUUCCGUUCCUUAUAAAGUCUCUUUCUAUGGCACUAAGCAAAUACCCUUUGUUGAACAGCUCUUUCAUUGAAGAAACCAAUGAAGUUGUGCUUAAAGGAUCCCACAACAUUGGGGUAGCCAUGGCUACAGAACAUGGAUUAGUCGUACCAAACAUCAAGACAGUGCAGUCACUUUCAAUAUUGGAGAUCACGAAGGAAUUGGCAAGGUUGCAUGAGACGGCAUUGCACAACAGGCUAAGCUCUACAGAUAUUUCAGGUGGCACCAUAACACUUAGCAACAUAGGCGCCAUUGGUGGCAAGUUUGGCUCUCCACUUCUGAACCUGCCUGAAGUUGCCAUCAUUGCCCUCGGGCGCAUUCAGAAACUUCCACGCUUUGAUGAUGACGAAAACGUUUACGCUUCAUCUAUAAUGAACGUUACUGUUGGAGCCGAUCACCGAGUUGUUGAUGGGGCAAUGGUCGCAAGAUUCUGUAAUGAGUGGAAGAUCCUCGUGGAGAAGCCAAAGCUCCUCUUGCUGCACAUGCGAUGAUCGAGUAAGAUACCAGAUGCAAGCGAUUGCCUAAAAUUUGUAAAGAUAAGCUGAAACGCAGGCAUUCUGGCAUUGCAACUUCACACUGUAAGCCUAUGAAGUCCUUUUGCUUGAUAGGGAGUCUCGCAUUUGUAUAUGUUACACAUAAUUAAUCGAAGUGGCAAAGUGGCUUCUCGCCUGCGAACAGUGCACUCGCGUCCUGUAAAUAUCACUGUACACCUUUAAAAUAAAGCGAGGAGUUGUUGAAAGUCCUAA
Molecule: messenger RNA, 1961 nt
Organism: Phragmites australis (common reed)
Lineage: Eukaryota; Viridiplantae; Streptophyta; Magnoliopsida; Poales; Poaceae
Product: lipoamide acyltransferase component of branched-chain alpha-keto acid dehydrogenase complex, mitochondrial-like
Exons: 8
Coding region: 132-1706 (524 amino acids)
Cellular component (GO): cytoplasm; mitochondrion
Molecular function (GO): acetyltransferase activity; lipoic acid binding
Source: RefSeq, a predicted model, not a curated record